Messenger RNA from Prunus armeniaca (apricot), 594 nucleotides. NCBI's taxonomy places the organism in Eukaryota, Viridiplantae, Streptophyta, Magnoliopsida, Rosales, Rosaceae. The record is from the annotation of a GenBank genome assembly.
AUGCCUUAUGUCAGCCUACCUAUUGGCAGCUCACCAACUACUAAAAAAUUUCAGGCUUACGAGAUACGGCAGAUCCCCAGGUCAGAAAACAGCCACGCCGAUGCGCUCUCACGAUUAGCUUCGGCAAUAAAUGACAAGAUCGGAAGGAAGGUACCGGUGGAGAUAUUAUCCCAACCAAGCACGACAGCUGCUGAGGUGUGUACCGUUCGGUACGAGGACACAUGGAUGUCUUCGAUCUAUGCCUUCCUGACAACCGGAACCCUUCCUACCGAUAAGUCCCAGGCUCGGAAACUCCGUUACCGAUCGGCAAGAUACACAGUCAUCAACGAUGUUCUGUACAAGCGAGGGCUACACGACGCCGUAUCUAAAAUGCCUUACCAAGGAGCAGGGAGGGACUACAUCCUUCGGGAGGUCCACAGCGGAGUCUGUGGCGACCAUUCGGGAUCCCGAUCGCUCGCACACAAGGUCUUCCGACAGGGUAUUUCUGGCCGACUCUGCACCAAGAUGCGAACAUAUUGGUCAGGAAGUGUGACAAAUGCCAGCGGCUCGGUAGUGUCCCUCAUAUUCCUGCCGAGCCGCUAUAACCGAUCGUGA